GCUGGGCCCGUUCCUUCUCUCUCUUCCUCUCUAUCGCUCUAUCUCUCUCUCCCUCCGCCCCCACGUUCUCUGGCUUGCGUCACGCCCCGCCUGCGUCACCCGGACAAGAUGGAGACCGCCGAGGAAGACAUAUGCAGGGUAUGUCGAUCUGAAGGAACUCCUGAGAAACCUCUCUAUCAUCCAUGUGUAUGCACUGGCAGUAUUAAAUUCAUUCAUCAAGAAUGCUUAGUUCAGUGGCUCAAACACAGCAGAAAAGAAUACUGUGAAUUAUGUAAACAUAGAUUUGCUUUCACACCAAUUUAUUCCCCAGAUAUGCCUUCUCGGCUUCCAAUCCAAGACAUAUGUGCUGGACUGGUUACAAGUAUUGGCACAGCAAUACGAUACUGGUUUCACUAUACACUUGUGGCCUUUGCAUGGUUAGGAGUUGUACCUCUUACAGCAUGCCGUAUCUACAAGUGCUUGUUUACUGGCUCUGUGAGCUCACUACUGACACUGCCAUUAGAUAUGCUGUCAACAGAGAAUUUACUGGCAGACUGUUUGCAAGGUUGUUUUGUGGUGACGUGCACACUCUGUGCAUUUAUCAGCCUUGUAUGGUUACGUGAACAAAUUGUCCACGGAGGAGCACCACAGUGGCUGGAACAAAAUCAGCAGCAAGCCAUCAAUGGUGUUGGGCAACAGAAUGAGGUUCAGGGUGUUGGAAAUGGUGGAGCUGAAAAUGCUGCACUUGACCAGCCUGCAGACCAGCCAGCCGAGAAUGCAGUUGUAGGUGAAAAUCCAGAAAUCCAGGAAGAACAACCAGAUGAAGAAGAGGAAGACAAUGAAGAUGAAGAAGAUGUUGUAGUAGAAGAUGCUGCAGAUGCCAACAAUGGAGGGCAAGAUGAUAUGAACUGGAAUGCUUUGGAAUGGGAUCGAGCAGCAGAAGAGCUUACAUGGGAGAGAAUGCUUGGACUUGAUGGAUCCCUAGUUUUUUUAGAACAUGUAUUCUGGGUGGUGUCAUUAAACACACUGUUCAUACUUGUCUUUGCGUUUUGUCCCUAUCAUAUUGGUCACUUCUCUAUUGUUGGGCUAGGCUUUGAAGAAUAUGUUCAAGCAUCUCACUUUGAAGGCCUAAUCACGACAAUAGUUGGCUAUGUACUGCUGGCAGUAUCACUAAUAGUUUGUCAUGGCUUGGCAGCACUUGUAAAAUUUCAGAGAUCACGUCGCUUGCUUGGAGUGUGCUACAUAGUUGUCAAGGUGUCAUUGUUAGUGGUGGUAGAAAUUGGUGUUUUCCCCCUCAUCUGUGGCUGGUGGCUGGACAUAUGCUCUCUGGAAAUGUUUGAUGCUACUUUGAAGGAUAGAGAAUUGAGCUUUCAGUCAGCCCCCGGCACUACAAUGUUCCUACACUGGCUAGUGGGAAUGGUGUAUGUCUUCUACUUUGCUUCCUUCAUUCUCUUGCUGAGAGAGGUACUGAGACCUGGCGUCCUCUGGUUUUUGAGGAACUUAAAUGAUCCAGACUUUAAUCCAGUUCAAGAAAUGAUUCACCUGCCUAUUUAUAGACAUCUCAGGAGGUUUAUUUUAUCAGUGAUUGUCUUCGGGUCGAUCGUCUUGCUCAUGCUUUGGCUUCCUAUACGAAUUAUUAAAUAUCUGCUGCCUCAUUUUCUUCCAUAUAAUGUAAUGCUCUACAGUGAUGCCCCUGUGAGUGAACUUUCCCUAGAACUACUUUUGCUUCAGGUGGUGCUUCCAGCUUUGCUUGAACAAGGACACACAAGGCAGUGGUUGAAGGGUCUUGUACGAGCAUGGACUGUUACUGCCGGGUACUUACUGGAUCUGCAUUCUUACUUACUUGGAGACCAGGAAGAGAAUGAAAACAAUGCAAACCAACAGCCUAAUAACCAACCUGCUCGCAAUAAUAAUGCCAUUCCGGUUGUGGGAGAAGGUCUUCAUGCAGCCCACCAAGCCAUACUACAACAAGGAGGACCUGUUGGCUUUCAACCUUACCGUCGGCCUUUAAAAUUUCCACUCAGGAUAUUUUUGUUAAUCAUUUUCAUGUGUAUAACACUACUGAUAGCAAGUCUUAUCUGCCUAACGUUACCAGUAUUCGCUGGCCGUUGGCUGAUGUCCUUUUGGACAGGGACCGCCAAAAUCCACGAACUGUACACAGCUGCUUGUGGGCUCUAUGUUUGCUGGCUUACCAUUCGGGCGGUGACGGUGCUUGUUGCUUGGAUGCCACAGGGCCGACAAGUGAUUUUUCAGAAAGUUAAGGAAUGGUCCCUCAUGAUAAUGAAGACAUUAAUAGUGGCUAUAUUGCUGGCAGGUGUAGUUCCACUUUUGCUUGGACUUUUGUUUGAGCUGGUUAUUGUUGCGCCUUUGAGAGUUCCCCUGGACCAGACACCGCUAUUCUACCCAUGGCAGGACUGGGCUCUUGGUGUUCUGCAUGCCAAAAUAAUUGCUGCCAUAACUCUGAUGGGCCCUCAGUGGUGGCUGAAAACUGUUAUUGAACAGGUUUACGCAAAUGGAAUUAGGAAUAUUGACUUACACUUUAUAAUACGGAAGCUUGCAGCGCCUGUUAUCUCAGUUCUGUUGCUUUCUCUUUGCGUACCUUACAUCAUAGCUUCUGGUAUUGUACCUUUACUAGGUGUCACUCCUGAAAUGCAAAACCUAGUGCAACGUCGAAUUUAUCCUUUUCUGCUCAUGGUGGUGGUUUUGAUGGGGAUCUUAUCUUUCCAGGUCCGUCAGUUCAAGCGCCUUUAUGAACACAUUAAAAAUGACAAGUACCUUGUUGGGCAGCGACUUGUGAAUUACGAAAGGAAAACUGGAAAACAAGGGACACCAGCCCCACCCCCUCAGUCUUCACAAGAAUAGAAACGCUCACAUGGAAUUACUUGAUCUUCCCUUGCCUUUGUGUCCUUUUUCAUUGACUGGUCUUCAUUCUUUGGGUGUCUUUCCCAACAGUCCUCUCAGCUGGGUUCUUAUCUUUUAAUUUUGGCUUACUUUUUUCAUGGCGUUCAGGAAGCAGUCAAGGCUGUGCACCUUUUACCUGCAACUUCUGAAGUUAUCAGCGCUGAGAUCUGUAAAUGUGUAAAUAGCAAUACCCUAAUACCCUGAAUUAAAAAAUGAAUGUUCAUUGUACAUCUUUAAAAGAAUAUUAAUUUAUUAAAUCUAGUUGCCACUUUGUUUUGGACUGCUGUUCUGUUGACAUAUGUGCCACAAAGCAAUACUGCAAGAGGCAAGACACUUUUUUU
Messenger RNA from Podarcis muralis (Common wall lizard), 3221 nucleotides. RefSeq names its product membrane associated ring-CH-type finger 6 (gene MARCHF6). The record is from RefSeq and is a predicted model, not a curated record. Gene Ontology annotation, molecular function: zinc ion binding. Gene Ontology annotation, biological process: ERAD pathway. NCBI's taxonomy places the organism in Eukaryota, Metazoa, Chordata, Lepidosauria, Squamata, Lacertidae. Gene Ontology annotation, cellular component: endoplasmic reticulum membrane.